AUGUCAGACUCGAAUGAUGCGUCUUUUCAACAGAACGUGGCGGUUGGCUACUGGGGCGCGCAUGAGGAUCCCAAAGUCAAUCAUAUAAUACCUAACAUUCGAAACAUUGGUUAUGAGUUUAUAAUUCUUCCUAUCUCGCGUUCGUCCUUCAGUCGAGUCCUUUUUGAAUCUACACCAGAAGACGAAGAGACGAAGCAAGUAUUUUUGAGAAACAUGGAAGAGUGGAGGGCUGGGAUUCCAUUUUCAAGAGAAGAAUUAUGUUUGCAAAGCGCUGAGUCCUUGGAAGUAGCCGUGGGGCUUACAUCUCCGUGGAUAGAUCUGGACUCGACUGAUUCGCGAAUUCGAACCAAUUCAGAAAUUGCAUUGAGACAAGAAUUCGCCUGGGCCAUCUAUCUAGGCAUUGGAACUGUUAUGAUUCAUCCUCCCAAGUCCGAAUUUUGCAAUUAUGCGCGAACUGUGUGUUCGAUAAUUAACGGAACAGGACAUUCAAGUGUAUGGAUACAGUUGCCAUUAACUCUCGAUAGUGAUGAACCGCGUAAGAAGGAGACAGGUAGUUGGGAACGAUGGACCAAGUUUAGAACUCUUUGCAGUCAUGAUACAAGACUUGGAAUAGCCUUGUACAUCACCGCUGACUUGCCAAGUGAGAAGGUUCUUGAGAGAUGGAUUGCAGAACCGAUCAGAGCGAUUAUAAUUCCCACCGAUAUAUUCUUAAUUAAUAACAAAGGAUAUCCAGUGUUGAGUAAGAAACAUCAGAGUCUUGUUCGUUCUUUUUUGAAGUUGGGAAUAAAUUUCGUGAUACGCGACAGCAAAACUGAACGCGAAGAGAACGACAGCUCCGUGGGUAUAUAUAUGCAAUAUCUGCGAUAUAUGAAUAGAACUGGUCCAGAAUUAAAUGAAAGGGAAAAAUUUGCUAGUGGAUAUCAGGAUUUUCUUCAAUCUCCGUUACAACCGCUCAUGGACAAUCUUGAAUAUUCGAUUUAUGAGACAUUUGAAAAAGACCGUGUAAAAUACAUAUUAUAUGAACAGGCUGUAUAUCGCGCAUUACUUGAUCGUGUGCCUCCAGACUCUGACGAAAUUACAGUGAUUGUAGUAGCUGGUGCUGGUCGAGGUCCACUAGUGACUCGAAGUCUUAAAGCUGCCGAAAAAGCAAACAGAAAGGUUCGCGUAUAUGCAGUUGAGAAGAACCCUAAUGCGUUUGUAACUUUGCAGAAUAUGAAGGCACAAGUAUGGGAUGAUAAUGUGACAAUAGCCUUCUCAGACAUACGACGCUGGAAUGCUCCUGAAAAAGCCGAUAUUCUUGUAAGCGAACUUUUGGGCUCAUUUGGUGACAAUGAAUUAUCUCCAGAAUGCUUAGAUGGCGCACAGAAAUUUUUAAAGCCCAACGGGAUUUCAAUACCUAGCUCGUACACAGCAUAUAUAGCACCUUUAUCUUCGGCAAAGCUGUUUUCAGAAGCCGCUGUGCACAGAGAUUUGGAAAUGCCAUAUGUCGUCAUGUUUCAAGCAUGUGCUCAACUUGCUUCACCAAAGUCAGUUUGGACCUUUGAACAUCCUAACCGAUUAAUGACUGUCGACGAGCAAGGUAAUCCGAUAACAAAUUAUCAUAAUGUGCGAUAUUCAAAAGUUACCUUUGAUUUGGCGGAAAAUGGCAUAUUACAUGGGUUCGCCGGCUAUUUUGACUGCGUAUUGUACAAAGAUGUUGAAAUGAGUAUACAUCCUGAGAGGCAUUCUACGGGAAUGUUCAGUUGGUUUCCGAUAUUUUUUCCAUUGAAGGAAACUGUUGAUCUAAGUGUGAAACCAAUCGAAUAUUAUAUACGAGCUAAGAAUGAGGAGGAAAGGGAGACAAGAGCAAUCAUGCCUGCUAUUGCUGUACCGACUUUUGACGAGCUACAAAACGUUGAGCUUGCCCUCACUCGUUUAUGGCAACUAGAUACUAACAGAUUGACAGCUGGAGAACAUUACAAAAUCAAUGUCGGCACUUCACGCGAGUCUCGGAGACUGUUCACUUAUGUUGACGAAAACGUCUUUAAUCUUCCUACGUACAAGGCUUUCAAGGAUCUUCUUGAUAAUUACAUUCCACAAGUAGGGAUUCGCGAAAAGGUUGAUGCUAACGAGUUGCGUGAGAAUGCUCUUUUCAUUAAGGAGGUCAUGAAUACACUUCCUAUGCUUUAUGUCCAUAAGUAUCUUGUUCAGAAAGGCAAAGUUCCGGCAGAUCGUAAAGCGUUUGCACGAUUGCUGGAUGAUGUGUGGUUUGAAAUGUACAGAAGAGCCGGGGCAGGAGGUGAUUCGAGCGCUUUCGAGCAUGUAUUUUUGGGAGAGAUUGACCAUCACCAGGCAAAAGCUUUCCACAAUUGGAUUAAUUUCUAUGUUUGUGAACAGAAUGGGACUAUGAAAUACGAGGGUACCAUACAUGAAAGGGGGGAGCAUCACUCUGAGUCUUCUGGACAUGAACACGUGAUAAAAAUGAGAUUCAGUUUCAAGGGUGCUCCCAAGCCGUUUUCCACAUCCUUUAUCGGUACAUCUCCUGAAUUUGAAUUUGCCUUGUACACACUUCUUUUCUAUCUUGGAAGAGAAGAUACCGAAUUCUCCAUUGAGGAUAUUAGAGUUAAUAUAAAAGUGUACGAUAUUUUCAGAAACGGCGAAAGGAAAAUCGGUAGUGCAUUCCCAUCGAUAUUGGGUUUCAAUAAAUUAAAUGGGUUUUGA
Paraglomus occultum is the source of this 2700-nucleotide messenger RNA. The record is from the annotation of a GenBank genome assembly. Lineage: Eukaryota; Fungi; Glomeromycota; Glomeromycetes; Paraglomerales; Paraglomeraceae.